AUGGCGUGGAGCCCGUCGUGGGAUCUCGCGCGGUGCGCCGGACGCGGGGUGGCGAUCGAGGGCGCGUUCGGGACGGACGAUCGCGAGACGACGUCCGGGGAGUGCGCGAUCGCGCGCGAGGGAUCGGGAGUGGCGGUGACGGCGGCGCGAGGGGGGUGGCGAGGGGAGAAACGGGCGAGACGGUUGGACGCGGGGACGGCGGCGACGGAUCGGGGGGGGCGGGAGUCCAGCGAGCGCGACGGUGGACGGAUGGGGGACGCGUGCGCGGUGGAGUGGUCGGCGAUCGGGGCGUGUGGGUCGGGCGAGCGGUGCGCGCUCGCGGUGUGCGGGACGGAUGGGACGUGCGCGGCGUUCGCGCCGCCGGCGACGGCGGGCUCGAGCGAGUGGCGGCUCGUGGCGGAUCUGAGCGAGGUGUGGCGACGGACGUGCGAGAGCGAAGGGUACGCGUACGCGGUACAUGACGUGGACGUCGGAACGAGCUCGAUGGCGGCGGCGAGUAGAUGGUUCGAACGGUUUGAUUACGUCGAGCGCGAGACAAACGCGCGCGAGCGCUCCGAACGGGUAAAAGACGAGCGUGACGCCGAGGCGCCGAAACCGAUGCCGGCGACGAGUUUGGACAAUUCUACCAUCGACAACGGACGCGAGGUGUACGUGUACGGCGCCCUGCGCGACGGCGCGCGCGUCGAGGUCUCGAGCGGACAGGAGACGACGCCCACGUUUUGGCGACAAGGCACCGUGAUUUCGGCAAACUUUAACGCCGCACCGCGCGUGCGCGUCGAGUACGACGACCAAACCACUCCUGGCGAGUUUCUCGUGUGGAGUCCCGGCGACUUUGACGGCGUACACGGCGAUGAAGUCCGGAUGAUUCCGUCUCAAGAGUGCGUGGCGAUUCGUCGUGUUCGUCCUCAGAGAGCGCUGUGCCGCGUACGUCCUGUUCCUCCUGACGGAUCGUUCUCACUGAAGAGCGUGCGAGAAGGAGAAAUCAUAGAGGUGUGCCAGGGAGCUCCGGCGACGUGGCGACUUGCGAGAGUAGUUUCGAUGGACGGUCAGAAGAGCGCGCGCGUCAAGUGCAGCGAACGCGGCGAAGAAUUAGUUGUCGGUGCGCAUGCGUGUCGAACUCGCUCGCAAUGGCUCGGCUCGGCGCGUGGAUGGGUGCAAUCGAGUGACAACGCGCGCAUACCUACGUGCGAAGAAGACGCCGAGGCAGCUCUGCGAGAAAAUCUCGACGAAGAGAUGCGCGACGCCACAGUUCCCGCAGCUUCGCGAUCCGCCAAUCAAGGAGAGGGUAAACAGUCAGUAUUGACGACGAAUGCUCCAACGGGUCGGACAUCGACCAUCGUUCGAGAUUCAUCCUCGCCGUUUGCGCUGCCCGGAAAUUUCACGACGAAGACGUACGACGAUGAUCCGAUGCGCAGAGCCGAGUUGUUACAAAUCGUCUCUUGCGCGUGGGCGCAAGUGCCGUACGACUCGAGUAAGACCAGCGAUCCUCCGGCGAACAUUCUGGCGUGUGGAACGAAGAGUGGUCAUAUCGUGGUUUUUCUUGUCUCGGACGACGGCACCGCCGAUGUCGUCGCCGUUCAGCGAGUGUCCAAGUAUGGUUGGAUUUCGAGCCUGGCGUUUCGCAAAACAUCAAUCGAGAGGGGCGAGCAUGUGGACUUGUUCGUAGGAUGCUCGAGCGGAUGCAUUCUUAAUGUGCGCGGAGAUAUCGAUAUAGCACGAUCCGCAAUUUCGCGGCGUUCUCAAACGGGCGUGAUGUUUCAAGAACUCAUCAACUAUAGCCUUGAGGAGCGCGGUGCGGUGACGUGCAUUUCGAUUUCUUACGAUUUAGUAAUCGCCGGUAGAGCCUCGGGCGACGUCUGGAUGUGCGAUUUGAAACGACCCGAAGGCCAAACUGGUACUCGCGCAAGAUACUGCGAGGUACGUCGAGUGUCGUUGGAACCCAUCGCCGGCGUGUGUUGGUCAAACGGCGACGUUCCAGGUGAGGCGCUCGCGCACGUCAUCAGCGGCGCGACGCACGUCGUGUUCAAUCCUUUCUCGAAGGAUGGGAAACCGACGUUCACGUACCCAUCGGAUGAUAACGAUGCUUUGGGUAAGCGCAAGCGCGCGUCGUAUCGCAUCGUGGACUUCUCUCGAGGCCUCGCUCCGUCUCCCGACGGACGCUCCGUCGCUCGAUGCGACGCGUAUGUCCAAACAAGCGAUCUGCGCACCAAGAGCGGAUUCGCGUGGGCUUCGAAAUACGAUCGCGGUAGAAUCGCCAUCUGGCGCGUCCCAUCGCGGAUUAGCCAAACGUAG
Molecule: messenger RNA, 2292 nt
Organism: Ostreococcus tauri
Lineage: Eukaryota; Viridiplantae; Chlorophyta; Mamiellophyceae; Mamiellales; Bathycoccaceae
Product: Transcription factor IIIC, 90kDa subunit,N-terminal
Exons: 2
Coding region: 1-2292 (763 amino acids)
Biological process (GO): transcription initiation at RNA polymerase III promoter
Cellular component (GO): transcription factor TFIIIC complex
Molecular function (GO): protein binding; histone acetyltransferase activity
Source: RefSeq, a predicted model, not a curated record